AUGCGGGGCGCGGCGCGGACUGUCCGGGGGCUCGCAGACCAGCUGUGGCUGCGGCUCCCAGCCCCCGGCUGGGCCCUGCCGCCGCCGCUGCUGCUGUUGGCCGUGCUGCUGGGCAGCGUGGGCGCGCAGUACUCCAGCGACCUGUGCAGCUGGAAGGGGAGUGGGCUGACACAUGAGGCACACAGGAAGGAGGUGGAGCAAGUGUACCUGCGCUGCUCUGAGGGCACUGUGGAGUGGAUGUACCCAACUGGAGCUCUCAUCGUCAACUUCCGGCCGAACACCUUUGUCCCCACCAAGCACCUGACUGUGUGCAUCAAGCCGACCUCAGGAUCCUCAGGGGCCAGCCUCUACCUGGAGAAGACUGGUGCACUCCGGCUGCUAGUACAGGAUGGGGCGCACAGCACCCGCCAGGUGCGCUGCUUUGGGCUGGAUCAGGGUGGCCUCUUUGUGGAAGCCUCGCCCCAGCAGGACAUCAGCCGGAGGACCACUGGUUUCCAGUAUGAGCUUUUGCGUCGGCGCUCUGGCUCGGACCUCCUGGCCCUCUCUGCCCCGUGCCGCCCCUGCAGCGACAUUGAGGUCCUCCUAGCCGUCUGCACCAGUGACUUUGUGGUCCGCGGCUCCAUCCAGAAUGUGACUCAUGAACCAGAGCAGCAGGAAUCGGCCAUCUACCUGCAGGUCAGCCGGCUCUACCGACAGAAGAGCAGGGUCUUCCAGCCAGACCCUGAGGGUGGUGGCCACUGGCGCGGCCACAUUAAGACUCUGCUUGAAUGUGGUGUGCGGCCUGGACACGGGGACUUCCUUUUCACUGGCCAGAUGCACUUUGGUGAGGCCCGGCUAGGCUGCGCUCCAAGAUUCUUAGAUUUCCAGAGGAUGUACCGGGAUGCCCAGGAGAAGGGGCUGAACCCAUGUGAGAUUAGCACAGAGUGA
This is a messenger RNA of Elephantulus edwardii (Cape elephant shrew), 927 nucleotides long. It is a transcript of the gene METRNL, whose product is annotated as meteorin, glial cell differentiation regulator-like. The coding region runs from base 1 to 927 and encodes 308 amino acids. Gene Ontology annotation, biological process: positive regulation of brown fat cell differentiation; energy homeostasis. The transcript is spliced from 4 exons. The record is from RefSeq and is a predicted model, not a curated record. Gene Ontology annotation, molecular function: hormone activity. NCBI's taxonomy places the organism in Eukaryota, Metazoa, Chordata, Mammalia, Macroscelidea, Macroscelididae.